UUGUGGCGAUCUCUGGCUGCAGAGACGUUUGGGACAUUGGUGAUCGUCCUGCUAGGAUGUGGAACAUGGAUAACAUGGUCCUCUCAUCCAAACCUUGUCCAGAUUUCUCUUACGUUUGGAUUAACAGUAGCUACUAUGGUUUGGGUAUUUACUCAUAUCAGUGGUGGGCAUGUCAACCCUGCCGUUACUUUGGCUAAAUUAGUAACCAGAAGAGUAAGCAUCGUACGAGGUAUCCUGUAUAUUAUUGCUCAAUGUCUUGGUGGUGUUCUGGGAGCUGGUAUACUAUUUGGUUUAACACCUCCUCAUAAAAGAACAGAUCUUGGUGCUACUGCUAAAUUGGGUGAAUCUGUCACCGCUGCUCAAGGUUUUGGUAUUGAAUUAUUGGUUUCAUUCGUAGUGGUUAUGGCUGUAUUUGCCAGUAAUGAUACCAAACGAAGAGAUCUGAGGGGUUCUCAACCACUAACUAUUGGUUUGGCUGUAAUGGUUUGCCAUCUGUUUGCUAUUCCAUACACACGAUGUGGUUUAAAUCCUGCCAGAAGUUUUGGUCCAUCAUUGGUGAUGGGCAUCUGGUCUAACCAUUGGGUAUUUUGGAUUGGUCCUCUAAUAGGAGGAGUCAUCGCUGGAAUUCUGUACGAGUUCGUUUUC
This is a messenger RNA of Lottia gigantea (owl limpet), 645 nucleotides long. RefSeq lists its product as hypothetical. The transcript is spliced from 3 exons. The record is from RefSeq and is a predicted model, not a curated record. Gene Ontology annotation, molecular function: water channel activity. Gene Ontology annotation, biological process: transmembrane transport. Lineage: Eukaryota; Metazoa; Mollusca; Gastropoda; Lottiidae. Gene Ontology annotation, cellular component: plasma membrane. The annotation marks the transcript as partial.